AUGGCCGAAACUCAAGGAGCACGAAAGCGAUAUGCCGUUGUUGGUACCGGCGGCCGCUCAAGCUUCUUCUACUCGGCCAUCGCAACAGAAUACAGCAAAACGUCAUGCAUUGUAGCCCUUUGCGACACAAAUCAGACGCGUAUGAACUAUGCAAACUUCAAGCUGAAGUCACUCGGUCAUGGCGAGGUUCCAACGUAUCUCGCCAGCAACUUCGAUCAGAUGAUCAAAGAGUCAAAGCCAGACGAAGUCAUCAUCACAACCAUGGAUCGAACACACAAUAUCUACAUCGUCAGAGCUCUCGAACUAGGAUGUAAUGUCAUUACUGAGAAGCCGAUGACCAUUGACGCCCCUAGAUGCAAAGAAAUAUUCUCAGCAGUCGAGAGAACCGGCCAGAAAGUUCGCGUCACUUUCAACUACAGAUAUGCGCCUCACAACACUAAAGUUUUCGAGCUGCUGAGAUCCGGAGCUAUUGGGAAAGUCACAAGUGUUCACUUUGAAUGGAUGCUGAACACCAGCCACGGAGCCGACUACUUCCGCCGUUGGCACAGGGACAAGCGCAACAGCGGUGGCCUUUUGGUACACAAGUCAACCCAUCACUUCGACCUUGUCAACUUCUGGCUCCAAACCAGACCUCAAACCGUAUUUGCCACAGGCGACCUUGCCUUUUACGGCCGAGAGAACGCAGAGAAGCGAGGCGAGACCAAGUUCUACACCCGCGCCCAUGGCAGCGAAGUGGCAAAAGCCGACCCUUUUGCCCUUCACCUCGAUGAGAAUCCCCAGUUGAAGGCUAUGUACCUGGAUGCUGAGCACGAGGAUGCUUACUACCGCGACCAGAGCGUCUUUGGUGACGGUAUCAGCAUCGAAGACACCAUGAACGUUCUCGUCAAGUACCGCAACGGAGCUAGUCUCUCAUACUCCCUUACAGCAUACGCACCAUGGGAGGGUUUCCGAGUUAGCUUCAAUGGAACUGGUGGACGUCUUGAAGUUGAGGUCGUAGAGAACAGCUACGUCAACUCAGGUGGUGAUCAGGCACAUGAGGGAUCUCUAGAGAGUCGCAAGAUCCUACUUCGACCUCUCUUCGAGAAGCCAAGAGAGAUCAAGGUCGAAGAUGGUGUUGGCGCUCACGGAGGUGGAGAUACUGUUCUACUGAAUGAUCUCUUUGGAACGCCAGUGUCGGAUGAGUACAUGCGAGCGGCGAGCCAUAUCGAUGGUGCUGCCUCGAUACUUACCGGAAUCGCGGCUAACCGGUCUAUUGCUACGGGACAAGCGAUAAACGUAGAUGAUAUUUUGCUAGUUCCCAGUUCUUGA
Molecule: messenger RNA, 1308 nt
Organism: Fusarium musae
Lineage: Eukaryota; Fungi; Ascomycota; Sordariomycetes; Hypocreales; Nectriaceae
Exons: 2
Coding region: 1-1308 (435 amino acids)
Molecular function (GO): nucleotide binding
Source: RefSeq, a predicted model, not a curated record